Messenger RNA from Armigeres subalbatus, 4089 nucleotides. RefSeq lists its product as uncharacterized. Bases 77 to 3937 code for a protein of 1286 amino acids. Lineage: Eukaryota; Metazoa; Arthropoda; Insecta; Diptera; Culicidae. Gene Ontology annotation, cellular component: nucleus. Gene Ontology annotation, molecular function: zinc ion binding. The transcript is spliced from 4 exons. The record is from RefSeq and is a predicted model, not a curated record.
AUAAUCCGUCAGAAACCACCAAAAUAAACAGAACUCCAUCAACUUCGGCUACUUCGCAAAUGAUUUAGUCCACAAAAUGGCUCAAAAUACGGAUAAUUUAAAGCUUCAGGAUUUCCAAAACUGUUGCAGAUUGUGCUUUGAACAGGAUUCCUUACUGGAGAACGUGUUAGCGCAGGCCAGCGAACACAAUCUCGUAGGAAAAAUAAACGAUUGCGUGGAUGUUUCGAUUCUUUUGGAAGAUGCGCCAGCAACUUCAAUUUGCCAACGUUGUCUUACAUUGGUGGAACAAUUCUAUGAGUUCAAGCAACUGUGUAAAAAAUACGACUACACAUUCCAAACGAGCAUCCGGCUGAAGAACUCCGAAACAGACAUUUCCCUAGCAUCUGUUACGAUCAAAUCGGAAGUUUUCGAUGAAGAGGAGGAAAAUGAAAAGGUGGAGCAGGCGCCGUUGGAAAUAUCGAGUGAACUAAUUAAACAGGAAUCGGAAUGCGAAAUGGAAUCCGAGUCGGAAUUGGAAGACGGACAAGAAUCGGCUGACGGAGACAAUGGCCCACCCGUUAAGAGAGGCAAAAGAGGUCAAUAUCGCAAAACUGAAACGAAACUAUUGGUUCGAUUGAUUCACAACGGGUUUCUGAUGAACUGUAAGGCAAUCAAACUAAGUGGCGUAAUGCAAUGGAUCUGUCGCAACAGUGCCUGUCGGAUGAGCUUCACCGCUACGGUCGAUUGGAACAUCACGCUCCACACGGCAAAAGUGCAUAAUCAUUACCCAUUUGUUGAGAGUACUGGAAUGAUUUAUAAUGAAGAUAGUGAAAUCUCCGAGCGAUUUUCGGUGAGUUCUUUCACCGGAAAGAAAGUUUUGGUUUGGAAUCAUUAUGAGUGGGUUAUUGGCGAGAAGCGCAAAAAUCAAAGGAAGGCAGUAUGCAAAGAAAACAAAGGGAAAUGUCGAAAGUAUGUGAUUAUUAAAGGGGAUUUUGAAAGUUUGAAGGAGUUUGGCGAACACAAUCAUCCAGCGAGCUACAUUUUAUAUAGAGAUGAUGACAAGCCGGAUGAGUGCGAGCUUAAUCCUUGGGACUUAUUCGUACAAAUUAAUCCCUGUGGAUUGCCAAUCGGCACAGAUUGGGAUUCGAAUCGACGGGUAAAAUUGUUCCACAAUAAAUAUCAAUAUAGAUUGAUGGAUUGCACUUGGAAUGGUACCAGCCGUUGGGCUUGCGAUACGGUAAAUUGUCCAGUUUUCGCCAUCAUGGAUUCGGACGAGAAAGUUUCUUCGGUCGAGCACAAUCACGAGCCUCUGGCAAGUGGAAUAUUUAACAAACUGUUCUACAGUGUCGUUAGGGCCAACACCAAAUGCUUGAAGCUUUGCUUCAACGGACACUGCUACGGUAGCAGAGAUUCGAACCAUUGGGUGUGCACAACCACCAACUGCUACGCAAAACUAUUCGUUGGAAAUGAUUUUCAAUCCUUCGCCGAGAAAGGACAGCACAAGCAUGACGGAUUCAGCGUUGUCGUCAAGCCGAUCACCAAGAAAGCAGUAUUUUUAACUCCACAAAAUCCAUUUCUACCGACAUCGAUGACCAUUGAAGAUCUUCACACUCAACAUCCAUCGACAUCACAGACGAUAGAAUCGAAGCCAAACACCAAAUUGGUGUUUAAUCCAGAGCAGCCACCCCAAAUCGCACCCAGACCAAGAAAGUUCAGGGAAACCGUUAAUGGUUCGAUUCGGAUGGUAUACGAUGGCUAUCGGUACUCACUGUGGGACUUUUUCCCCGAUGGUACCACCUAUUGGUGCUGCUGGGGGAUGCGCUGCAAGAAAGCAUUUCACAUGAGCCCGCAAGGGUUGAUCUACUGCAAAAAUGAAAAUCAAGAGCACCAGCACCCUUCUCCGGUCAGUAAGGUAGACCACAUAACACUUGCAAACGGUGACAAGGAGUUGUACGCCAUUUACAAAGAUAAUUUGCACAACACUAUUCUCGUCUAUCGUAACACUUUGUGGGAUUUAGUGUUAGGAGAACAAUGUUACGUCGCCACUUGUCAAAGAUGUGGAUCGAAAUUAAAAAUUACGGAGAAUUUUAACCGAUUCGAGCAAAGCCCUAAAUGCACUAAUCACGAUAAUGGGAUGGUGCUCAUUCGAGUCGCUGCCAAACCACUCCCAGGCGAUUCAAUCAUUUGGGAACUCUUCAAGCAGAACUACCCACUACGAUUGACCGAUGGUACUCUCUAUAACAAAGGCCGACACUCGCAGAUGUUCAACGACGGCUUCCGGUACACUUUGGUGAGUUUGACCUGGAAUGGGGGCGAGCUGUGGCGGUGUGCCAUCCAGCGAUGUCCGGCAAGGUGCAGAGUGACAGAACCGCGUGGGAACUUUGUAACUCCAACGUCCCAUACUCAUGGCAGACAGGUGCUGCUACGAGACAAAAUAUGGAGUGAAACCCGUCAACGCGCGGAGACCUACUUCGUGGUGAUCACACUCAAAAAGACCAUCGCUACGUUGUACUACAAUUCCUAUUGUUACGCCCUGAAGGACAAACAGCACAACGUUUGGAGUUGCUUUCCUGGACCGUGCCACGCGAUGCUUCGAAUCGAGGGCAAUUUCGAACGAGUUGUGGACGAGAUGGAGCACAGUCACGAUGGGACACUUACGUUUAUCCGCGAUGACGAAACGUACGCUUCACAGCAAUGUUAUGCCCCAACGAUAGGAACUUCUAAGAAAAGACAAAAAGAGGAAUCUGACCAGGAAGCAUCCGCUGACAUCGAUCCUUUAAACCUGUUGAAUGUUACUUUGGACACAUCAACAAAGAUCAAACUCAGUCCUAAACACUACGACGAAAACGAUUCCAUAAUGGAUGUGGAAUCUUCAAGCCAACCGAGUAAUGCCGAAACACAAUUAUCAUCUACCAACAAUGAUAGCCCAAAACUGCAGGCAAUUAUCGACGCUUUGGUGCAACCGAUGCCGAAAGGCGAUCAGACUCCACAACCCGAACAACUUCUGCACUACUACGGAGGAUACACAUACAACCGCUCAAUAGUUCAAUCCGAUGGAAGCACCAAGCUGCAAUGCAACAAACCUCGCUGCCCCGGACGUGUCAUCGUCGGCUGUGAUAAAGUCCCCCGCGUGAAAGACGCUCACACCCACACCAAAUCCUACGAUUGCGUUGGGAACAUUUGCGACCUUAACGGUCAGAGUUAUCCGUACAUCCUAGUCAAUGGAUCCCAGCGACGAACCGCUACUUAUUUCGUCUGCGAUGGGUUUCGAUAUCACAUUCAAAUAAGAGCAUCCAACGAGACCGAAGUGGCCUGGCAGUGUACCAAGUGUCCAGUGAAGGCCACCGUCAAUGACUCUUACUCCUGCAUCCAGUUCACAUCCGCUCACACUCACGAACCUUUCGAUAUUAUUAUUCCUGACGAUGAAAGCACCGAUCCCAACAUCGAGGGAGCUUCCAGUACCGAUGGACCUUCGAGUUCUUUUCAUUUGGACGAAGUUAUCUGGGGCCAGCACAGAUACAAUAAGCCGAUUUUUAUUCGCCGAAUGAAUAUCGCCAAAUGGAGAUGCUACCGAACGAAGGAGUGCAAAGCCUUACUUAAUCAGAACGCCGAAGGUGUAUUCAAAGAAAUCGAACCGCACGAUCAUGAAGGGCCAAUCGAUGUCUGCGGAGAAGCCAGAUUUGACCCCAUCAUGAAACUAAGGGAUCGCUUUGCGCUCAUGAAGACCUACGGCAAGUCUAAGCUACGGCAUAUGGUGUUUCAGAAUCAAAUCUACGUGGAGCGAGAUUCCUGUACCUGGAUCUGCGCCAGGAAAUCUUGCAACGCCCAUCUGAAUAUCUACGAUCGUUUCGAUUUUAUUCAACCAAUGGGGAUUCACACGCACCAACCCUGCAUUACAAUGAUAUUGUUCCCGAACGAAGUCCAAAGUCGUGUAGACCCCGAAGAAGUGUUGGGUUGAAUGUGAUUUAGCACGACGAUUCUAUUAGCGAAAUUAUAUUUAACAAAUCAACCAUUUGUAGAAAUUGAAAUGUAAUGAGCAAAAGCAUUUUUUGAUUUCAAUUAAAAUGGAAUUUUGGGUACUGAAGUUUUAAAAUAAACAAAUGAAGCUUG